Messenger RNA from Mesorhabditis belari, 1320 nucleotides. NCBI's taxonomy places the organism in Eukaryota, Metazoa, Nematoda, Chromadorea, Rhabditida, Rhabditidae. The record is from the annotation of a GenBank genome assembly.
AUGAGCGUGCCGAGCAGUCGAAUCCUUCUCGAUGUGCCGUGUCGUGUUUGCGAUGAUCACUCGUCAGGGAAACAUUAUGCAGUCUUUGCAUGUGAUGGAUGUGCUGGAUUUUUCAAGCGAUCGAUCCGUCGCCAUCGUCAAUACGUUUGCAAGAAUAAAGGAGCCGGUGUUGGGGAAGAGGGAAGGUGUUUGGUUGACAAAACGCACAGGAAUCAGUGCAGAGCUUGUCGUUUGCGUCGAUGUAUCGAGGUUGGCAUGAAUAAAGAAGCAGUUCAACAUGAAAGAGGUCCACGAAAUUCAACGCUGCAACGCCGGGCGAAUCUCCAUCAACAAUUGAAUGGGCUUUUUCCAGCGUUUCCGCUUGAAACGAAGCAAUCGCUCUCAUCUCCUCGUUGCUCUUCCUCUCCCCGAAGCGUUCCUCCACCACAAUCCGUCUCCAUUCCAUCACUUCCAUCGAUCUCUCCACAAAACCAAUUCAUCAACGGGAUCCCAAAGCAAGAGGCUUCAUUGCCUGAGAUUGCUGCUCGGGUUUUCUUUCAAAUGAUUUCAUGGACCCGGAUGCAGAUCCCAUUCGUUGCUUUGUCACAUCAACAACAGGUCUCUUCUCUUCAACAAGGUUGGUGUCCGCUUUUUGUUUUGAGUGCGAUUGAAAGUCGUACACUCAACACUCGAUCGAUUCGCGCAUUCGCUACAGAAAGGGAGAAAGAACGAGCCGAGAUUGCGGACACUUUUGAGAAGGUGGAAUCACUUCGACUUGAUCCCCGAGAGAUCGCCUUUAUGAAGAUGUUGAGUUUGUCGAAAGAGCGAAGUCCUCACUUCGAACAGCUUUGCUUUCACCUGGCCACCUAUCAACAAAUCGCCUAUCGAACGCAGCCAUUCAGAUUUAUGCGUUUUAUCGAAAUUCUUUCUGCGCCCAUUGAGAAAUCCUUGGUUGAUCUCCUUUUUAAACCCUCGAUCGGCAACGCAUCAAUGUCAAGGCUGAUUGGCGAUUUACUCGCGCCAACAUCGACAACCGCGAUUCCAUUCGCCACUUUGAAUCUUUCCACUCCUCCACCACAAUCAACUCUCAUCCCAGCAUUCAAUCCGUUCUCAUUGGCACAACAAUUCGCUCUUCAUGCCAUCAACCCAUUUCAAACAGGUGUUUGUCAACCCGGCUCUUCCACUUCUCCAUCAUCAUCAACGAGUCGAUCCGAGGGUGAAUCCCCAAUAUCCGAGCCACUCAAUCUCGCUGAAACAAAGACAGAGUUGAGAGAAGAAAGCGAGAAAAAAGUCAAGCAAGAGCCUCUCCCCAACGCUGACCUCGAUGUUGAUGUCGAUUCG